This is a messenger RNA of Pygoscelis adeliae (Adelie penguin), 1446 nucleotides long. It is a transcript of the gene HNF1B, whose product is annotated as HNF1 homeobox B. Lineage: Eukaryota; Metazoa; Chordata; Aves; Sphenisciformes; Spheniscidae. Gene Ontology annotation, molecular function: RNA polymerase II cis-regulatory region sequence-specific DNA binding; DNA-binding transcription factor activity, RNA polymerase II-specific. Gene Ontology annotation, cellular component: nucleus. The transcript is spliced from 9 exons. Gene Ontology annotation, biological process: regulation of transcription by RNA polymerase II; liver development; insulin secretion. The record is from RefSeq and is a predicted model, not a curated record. Bases 22 to 1365 code for a protein of 447 amino acids.
GACCCGUGGCGGGCGGCGAAGAUGAUCAAGGGGUACAUGCAGCAGCACAACAUCCCACAGCGGGAGGUGGUGGAUGUCACCGGCCUCAACCAGUCGCACCUCUCCCAGCACCUCAACAAGGGCACCCCCAUGAAGACGCAGAAGAGAGCCGCCCUCUACACGUGGUACGUCCGCAAGCAGCGGGAGAUCCUCCGGCAGUUCAACCAGACAGUCCAGGGUUGUGGAAAUAUGACAGACAAAAGCAGUCAGGAUCAGCUGCUGUUUCUCUUUCCAGAGUUCAAUCAGCAGAACCAGGGGGCUGCCCAGCUCGACGACACCUGCUCUGAAACCCCCAGCAAGAAGAUGCGUCGCAAUCGGUUCAAGUGGGGGCCGGCCUCCCAGCAAAUCUUGUACCAAGCCUACGACCGCCAAAAGAACCCCAGCAAGGAGGAGCGCGAGGCUCUGGUGGAGGAGUGCAACAGGGCUGAGUGUCUGCAGCGAGGGGUGUCUCCCUCCAAGGCGCACGGGCUCGGCUCCAACCUGGUGACGGAGGUCCGCGUCUACAACUGGUUCGCCAACCGGCGGAAGGAGGAGGCUUUCCGCCAGAAGCUGGCCAUGGACGCCUACAGCUCGGGCCAGCCCCCGCACAGCAUGAACCUGCUGCUGUCCCACGGCUCCCCCCACCACAACCAGCCCAGUGCCUCGCCUCCCAGCAAAAUGCCAGGGGUCCGGUACAGCCAGGCGGCGAGCGGCGAGGCGGCAUCCUCCGGGGCCAUCAGCCACCACGCCGUGGUAGUGCCAGAGGGUCUCCCCCGAGGGUCCGGUGUCUGGAGGGUCUUCUCCAGUCAUGCGAUCUCCAGAGGUGAUUUUGGGUGCAAUGCUUUGGGUCUAAACCCCCUGCAAAAGGACCCCAGGGUGCAGAUCUCCGUUUCGGGGGGCGGGCUGCCCCCAGUGAGCACCCUGACCAACAUCCACAGCUUGUCACACCACAACCCGCAGCAGUCCCAGAACCUCAUCAUGACGCCGCUCUCAGGAGUCAUGGCCAUCGCACAGAGUCUGAACACCUCGCAGGCGCAGAGCGUACCUGUUAUCAACAGCGUUGCCGGCAGCUUGGCAGCUCUACAGCCGGUCCAGUUCUCCCAGCAGCUCCACAGCCCGCACCAGCAGCCGCUGAUGCAGCAGUCACCCAGCCAUAUGACGCAGCAGCCUUUUAUGGCCACCGUGACUCAGCUGCAGAACUCGCACAUGUAUGCACACAAACAGGAGCCUCCCCAGUAUUCCCACACCUCCCGCUUCCCCUCGGCGAUGGUGGUGACGGAUACCAGCAGCAUCAGCACGCUGACCAAUAUGUCUUCCAGUAAGCAGUGUCCCCUGCAAGCCUGGUGAUGCUCCACACCUCGCUGCUUUUGCACAUAGCAACGGGAUCUUAUUUUCCACAACAUCCCGCCGGUGACCCGCGCGCCGAGC